GGGUUCUUCUGCUUCCCAUUCUGUUUUUUUCUGGAAGAGGUAAUGGGUUUCUCGGGUGAAAAAAAUGGAGAUCUGUGUUGAUUAUUGAAACCCUAUGUUUUCGUAUGUUGUGGGCAGGGUUUGUAAUGCAAUGUUUCAAUUAGAUUGCCUAAAAAAUGUUUAGCAUCAUCAAUCAGAAGCAAAAUUUUGUCGGUUUGUAAUGUUUCCAUUAGAUUUCCUCAAAAAUAUACUUUUAGUGAUUUAUGUUCGGUCAUUAGGUCAUCUCCAACCGAAAAACUCAAUUUCCACUCCAAAAUAUAAUAAAACUUCAAAAUGCAGUCAUUCUUUUUCAAUCGAACAUCAUUUCUUCUUUUUUUUCACGCUUCCUACUAAGGUAACCAUAUUUGGUGCACUUUUCUCUCUUUCAUGUGCUUCUUCGGCAGAUGCUGCAAUGAAUUUUUUUGGCGUAGGUGAACAGUUCGACGACAAUAUUGACGUCACUGUUCACCUACCGGAAUUUGACGUGCAAAUAACGGAUGGGAUACGGUGGGCAAUCAUUGAUCUUCCAUUGCAAAACUAUUGAAGUUUGCAAAUAUUUAAAAGGAGCUUAAUAUGAUCUUCAAUUUGCGCUGCUUUGGUGUGAGGAAAAAGCAUCUCGGAGAUUUUGCUGAAUUUUCAACUGAAAAGAACCUAAGGCUUUUCUCUUACAAUGAACUAAGGUCUGCAACAAGUAACUUCUGCUUGAGCAAUAAGAUAGGUCGUGGGGGUUUUGGAAGUGUUUACAAGGGAGUUCUUAAAAAUGGCACUCUAAUAGCUAUAAAGGUACUGUCUGCACAAUCGAAGCAAGGGGCGAAUGAAUUUUUGACCGAGAUUGAUGUGAUCACAAAUGUUAGUCAUCCAAAUCUUGUUCGGUUAAUCGGUUGUUGUGUGCAAGACACGAAUCGAAUUUUGGUAUACGAGUAUGUGGAAAAUAAAAGUCUUGAUCAUGCAUUGUUAGGUUUGAAUAGUGAAAAAUAUAAACUGAACUGGGACAUAAGAAGUGCAAUUUGUAUUGGAAUUGCUAAAGGUCUUACAUAUCUUCAUGAAGGAGAUGGGCCACAGAUUGUCCACAGAGAUAUUAAAGCUAGCAAUAUUCUUCUUGAUAAAAACUUUCUGCCUAAAAUUGGUGACUUUGGCUUGGCAAAGCUCUUUCCAGAUAAUGUUAGUCAUAUCGUCACACAAGUUGCCGGAACAACUGGCUAUUUGGCACCUGAGUACGCAAUGCAUGGACAAUUAACCAAGAAAGCUGAUAUAUACAGCUUUGGGGUGCUUAUACUGGAGAUUGUGAGUGGGAAGAGCAGUUCCAAGCCUUACUGGUAUGAGAAUGAUAAGCUUCUGCUGGAAUGGACAUGGGAGCUAUAUGAAGAAGGAAACCUGUCAGAGUUAAUUGAUCCAGUUCUUGGAGAUUAUCCGCAAGAAGAGGUACUAAGAUACAUUAAAGUUGCACUGUUCUGCACCCAAGCUGCAGCUGGAAGAAGACCAUCCAUGCCACAAGUUUUGCAAAUGCUAUGCAAGCCUGUAAUACUCAAUGAGAAGGAACUUACAAAGCCUGGACUCAUUCAAGAACUAAAAUCCAAUGCUUCCACAUCUCCAGUUUCCAUUCCUGGCUUCACUUCUAGUCCUCUUUCUUUCACUGAAAUGUUUCCAAGGUGAGAUCUUACCAUGCCUUUUUCAGAGGAAGGUUUCAUUUGGGACGGCUUUCUUACUGCUUAUUAAAGUAGCUUUUUAGUAUAAAAAUAAAAAAUUUGGUAUUAAAAAGCUGUUUUAAAAAACAGUAAUAAAGCCAUCCAAAUGAAGCUGAAAAGGAUUGGAAGACCACUAGCGAAUUAUCUGGGAAAUGUAGAUUUGUUUGGCAUGUUCUUUCUUUGUAUUUAAUUGUUUAUAUUUAUUUUGUACCAUUUAUGAGUUCUCAUAAGUUUUCUAAAA
Molecule: messenger RNA, 1944 nt
Organism: Dendrobium catenatum
Lineage: Eukaryota; Viridiplantae; Streptophyta; Magnoliopsida; Asparagales; Orchidaceae
Product: putative serine/threonine-protein kinase
Exons: 8
Coding region: 592-1671 (359 amino acids)
Biological process (GO): protein phosphorylation
Molecular function (GO): ATP binding; protein kinase activity
Source: RefSeq, a predicted model, not a curated record